Fomitopsis serialis is the source of this 1343-nucleotide messenger RNA. RefSeq names its product Alpha/Beta hydrolase protein. The record is from RefSeq and is a predicted model, not a curated record. Lineage: Eukaryota; Fungi; Basidiomycota; Agaricomycetes; Polyporales; Fomitopsidaceae. The transcript is spliced from 10 exons. Bases 65 to 1306 code for a protein of 413 amino acids. Gene Ontology annotation, molecular function: hydrolase activity.
CGUUGUCGUUUCUGACCCGACGCUACCCGCCAACAAUGUGGUAUGAUCGCAACAACACAGCUCGAUGGCGCCGGCUGCGCUGGUGACCUCGGCGGGCGUACUUAUCUCGCUCUACAUCCGUGAUUCUGGCUCUGUCCAUCUCUACCCACGUCCACCACAGUCAGCGAUGCGUACGACGUUGUUCAUCCUCCUAGGUGCUGUUCUGAGCAUUGAGGUCUCCUUCCACCCGAAAGACCUCCCGGAGAAGGUCGCGUCUUGUCAGGCGCUCAAUCGUGCACCAGCAAGCAGCAGGACAUUGACAUCCGUGAACUAUGUGGAGGUAAACCCGGAGGCGAAGCGCACCAUAUUGAUGGUGCACGGUUGGCCGAGCCUUUGGCACAGCUGGAAGUACCAGAUCGAGCAGUUCAAGAACGACUACCACAUCAUCGCGCCCAACCUCAGAGGCUUCGGCGCGUCAAGCCACCCCGGCGACGUGAAGACCUCCGGCAACUGGCCCGACAUCGUCGGCGACCUCGUCUGCGUGCUCGAGUCCGCCGGCGUCGACAACGCAAUCUGCAUGGGACACGACUGGGGCAGCCAGCUCUGCUUCCAAGCCGCCCGCCAGCGCCCUGACAAAUUCACCGCUGUCAUCGGCGUUGCUGUGCCCUAUCUCCCCUUCAACGCCGCGACCUUCAGCCCCACCUCCGCGCUGGUUCCGUACUUCCCCCACCUCGCGUACCAGGUAUUCCUUGGGGAGACGCCCGAGCUCGCGCGGGAGGAGCUCGACGCGGACAUUCGGCGCACUCUGAGGGCGACGCUGAGGAAUACGGUCGACCCGCCGCCGAAGGGGUACUUGCAGGAUACGAAGAGCUUCUUGGGCGCAUAUGAGGGGGUGAAGGAGAUUGGGCCUAUCCCCUUCUUCUCGCAAGAGGAAGAAGACUAUUGGGUUGGGGAGUACAGCAUCCAAGGGUUCAAGAACACCCUGCAGUUCUACACGCCCGAGAACCAGAAGGCGUCCUGGGAGUUCAUCCAUGCACAGGGGAACUACACGAUCCCCCAGCCAGUACUCAUGGUCUUCCCCGAGGCUGACCCCGUAGCUGACUGGGCGAAAGUCCUCAAGCUCCUCGGCGCCGCUGAGUUCCUGCCGAACUCAGCCGUACAGAUGAUGCCCGGAGGACAUUGGCUGCACCUCGAGCAUCCCGCGACGUUCAACCACUUCGUGCGGAAGUGGCUUGAUGCGUUGUCGGAGAAGGAAGCUGCCACAACGCCGGAGGAACCGAACGUCGCCAAAGAAGAGCCGCACGGGCGGCCGGGCGAUGAGUUGUAAAGCAUUGGAAAAUGUUCAUGUUUCGGUGGCUGUGGUA